CCACGCCGAGGCGCGUCGGUUAGGGAAACGUAGACAUUUGUAUUCUAACCAUUGUGAGCUUACUGUGCUGUCUAAUUUAAUAUAUAACAAUAAUUUUGUCCAUUUUUCUCUUUUCCCCUUCGAGUGUAGUUUCUUUUAUUCGGAUCGUGCAUGUUUUGACUGGGGAUUUUACAUUUAUUCGUAAAUCCAACCCUUAUUCAUAUCGUUAUUACGUACGAUCAGCUGAGCAUAUUUUGUUGGUGGGAUACUGUAAAGGAAACAAAUGGCCUCGGCUGCGAUGUCACCUACAGAUGACGACGAGUUGAAUUUACCUCGUGCAGCUAUUAAUAAAAUAAUCAAGGAGAUACUUCCCCAUGUGCGAGUAGCAAAUGAGUCUCGUGAACUCAUCUUAAACUGCUGUACAGAGUUCAUCCAUCUGGUAUCUUCGGAGGCAAAUGACAUCUGUAACCAGCAGCAGAAGAAGACUAUAAAUGCAGACCACGUAUUGCUGGCUUUGGAGAACCUUGGUUUUGCUGAUUAUUGUACAGAGGCUGAGGUUGUGUUACGGGACUGUAAAGCUGUGGCAGCCAAGAAAAGACGACAGAGCACCAGAUUAGAGAAUUUGGGAAUUCCAGAAGAAGAACUUUUGCGACAACAGCAAGAACUCUUUGCAAAGGCUAGGGAAGAACAAGCAGUGGCUGAACAGCAGCAGUGGCAACAGCUGCAAGCUGUUGCACAGAUGGCAUCUAUGCAGCAGGCAGAUAGCGAGCAGGAAGAUUACUCUUAAGAUUUUGUGAAAAUACGUGCGUAAUGGAUAGGCUGGGAUCUUGUUUUGUAAUGGGCAAAAUAGAGUAAUUCAUGUAUAUGAGGAUGAGCGGCUCUCAAGCACAUGUGGAAUGAAUUUGCUGAUAUUCAUGUGUUCUAUGCUGGGAAGCAUAGUUUAUUAAAUUUAUAUUAAGGGAUUGCAUAUAAUUAACUCAGAAUAUAGCAGGUGCGCAACGUUUGCGAGUAUUAAAUUAUAUACUUUACCUGAUCGUACAAAUAGAACUGAUUUACGCUUGGACUGGGAUGACGAAUAAAAACUACCAAAUACAGCAGACCUUA
Cephus cinctus (wheat stem sawfly) is the source of this 1083-nucleotide messenger RNA. It is a transcript of the gene NC2beta, whose product is annotated as protein Dr1. The coding region runs from base 263 to 766 and encodes 167 amino acids. Gene Ontology annotation, biological process: negative regulation of transcription by RNA polymerase II; chromatin remodeling; positive regulation of transcription by RNA polymerase II. Gene Ontology annotation, molecular function: protein heterodimerization activity; TBP-class protein binding; general transcription initiation factor activity. The record is from RefSeq and is a predicted model, not a curated record. The transcript has 2 exons. Gene Ontology annotation, cellular component: negative cofactor 2 complex. NCBI's taxonomy places the organism in Eukaryota, Metazoa, Arthropoda, Insecta, Hymenoptera, Cephidae.